AUGCAGCCAUAUCCACAGCCGCCGCUGCCCCCACCGCCCGAUAAUGACAGGAAUGAGGGUGGGCACCGGGGUCCGCUGAGCCGAACAUGGCCACAACUGUUCAAGAAAAGGAGGAGAUAUAGUCCGGUGAGAGAGAGCGCACAACAGCAACAGCAACAACAGCAAGCACAGAUACAACAAGCACAACCACCAGUACAACCACAACAACAUGUGCAGCUACCCAUACAUCCUAUACGCCCGAUAAAGUCACCAUCAUUAAUAACGAAAUCGAUAACAUCACCUGGGUCUUCGUUACGAUCACCGUCAAUAGCAGCUGACACGGCGAGUACCGUGUCAUCAUUAUCCCAUGCAUCAUCAGCACCAUCCAACAAGAUUCCCAUCGCUAGGAGGAGUAGCAGUAUCGCUCCCGCCGACAGCAAUGGAGCCGGAGGCGUGGCAACACCCCAAGCCGACCUUCUAGCCACAAAAUCAAACUAUGAAUUGAUAUCCUCGGGCCAACACUUGGAAAUGGGCCUACAUUUCAGCACCGCCAUGGCCACUGGCGUAAUGAUGAAGCGCGCUACCCACCGCGCAGCAGAGCAAGCGCGGCGCGACAGGAUGAAAACCGCCAUGGUCGACUUGGCCGAGUUCUUGCUCGACGGUGAAGUCACGUUUGGCAGCGGGACGACGUGUUUUGUCGUGAUGCGGGGCAAGGACGGUGAAGAUGGUGCGGAGAAGGCGGAUGGGAAGAAAGGGAGCGUGGCAGGAGAGAAGAAGACGGUGAACAAGGCGCGGUUGAUUGAGAUGGCGCUCGAAAAGAUGAAAGCGCAAGAGAAAGAAAUCGAGAUGUUGAGGAAAGAGCUGGAGGAUUUGAGACCAGGGGAUCCAAGUGAUCGAAUGGAUGAAACGUGA
Molecule: messenger RNA, 891 nt
Organism: Cucurbitaria berberidis CBS 394.84
Lineage: Eukaryota; Fungi; Ascomycota; Dothideomycetes; Pleosporales; Cucurbitariaceae
Exons: 2
Coding region: 1-891 (296 amino acids)
Molecular function (GO): protein dimerization activity
Source: RefSeq, a predicted model, not a curated record